AUGAUUAAGGAAUUCAAAUCUAUAAUAAUAAUAAACAUUGUGCAGGCAUUGGUAGCGUUAUUGAUAUGCGCAGCGACAUGUGUGUCUGGGAGCGCGGUCUCGUGGCCCGCGGCGGCAGUGGUGCACUCAACUCCGUUGGUGAAUACUCUGGUUCAACCAGCUACUACAAAGGGCUUCGCGUACUCCACGACACAAUAUAUUAACGCAUUACCAGCGCAAUAUUCGUAUGGAAUACAACCGCAAUAUGCUUAUCAAAUCCCGCAGGUGACAGCUUUCUCACCUUUGCCUGGUUUUCCAUCAUUAUACCCAGUAGCGAGCGCUUCGUAUAUUCCAACAGGCAGUCUCACUUACCCUCAAUUACAACCAGCCGCUCCCAGUCAACCUGAAUCACCUUUACAAAGUGCUCCAAGCACUCCAGCACAACCAAGCAAUCCAGUUGCCAUUUCCUCAGAGCAACAAGCAGGCGACACGGAUACGACUGUUAUAGAAUCGGCAGAAUUCGCAUCUCGGCAACAAGAUCAGCAACGAAAAUCUGGUUCUGAGAGUUCUGCACAAACACAAACAUCGGAGUAUUCAUCAAUAAAUACGGCUCAACAGCAAGGAAUUAAGAACGCACCGUCUUAUGCAACAAACCCACAAAAAACUCAAUUUACUUCGUUACCUCAAAUUCCUCAGUUCCCACAGCUUCCCCAAUUGCCAUCAAUCCCACAGCUCCCUCCCUGGCAGGGAGGUCCAUCUUUGCCUCAGAUCCCGCAACUUCCAUCGAUUCCACAGUCACCUCCCUCACAGGGAGGUCCUUCUUUGCCUCAGAUCCCGCAACUUCCAUCGAUUCCACAGUUACCUCCCUCACAGGGAGGUCCAUCUUUGCCUCAGAUUCCGCAAUUCCCAUCGAUUCCACAGUUCCCUCCCUCACAGGGAGGUCCAUCUUUGCCUCAGAUUCCGCAAUUUCCAUCGAUUCCACAGUUCCCUCCCUCACAGGGAGGUGGCUCUUCACCACAGUUCCCACAAUUUCCAUCAAUUCCGCAGUUCCCUUCAACGCAAGGAGGGUCAUUCAUCCCAAAUUUCCCAUCAGCGGAUAACUCUAACAAAGGUCUAAAUGACGAAGAUACAGUUACAGUGGAGUCUGCUUAA
Messenger RNA from Parnassius mnemosyne (clouded apollo), 1131 nucleotides. The record is from the annotation of a GenBank genome assembly. Lineage: Eukaryota; Metazoa; Arthropoda; Insecta; Lepidoptera; Papilionidae.